GGGCAGCGCUGAGGGGCUGAUAGUGAAGAGGAGAUUGUUGUUUGUUGUUGUGAUCGGCAGUUCGGGCUUCUCCGCCGUUUCUUCUUUUGUUUAACUCCUAAAUUUAAAAGUCCACCAUUAAUAAAAACACUUUAACUUUUUGACUAACAGUAAAUCGAGUUUAUAAUCUGCUGCAUCGAGCGGAAAGAGCCCGGAAACAUGAAAUGGAUGUUCAAAGAGGAUCACUCGUUGGAACAUCGAUGCAUAGAGUCAGCCAAAAUCCGCAACAAGUACCCUGACAGGGUCCCGGUGAUUGUGGAGAAAGUGUCGGGCUCACAGAUCACGGACAUCGAUAAGAGGAAGUACCUGGUGCCGUCGGACAUCACGGUGGCUCAGUUCAUGUGGAUCAUCAGAAAACGCAUCCAGCUGCCGUCAGAGAAGGCCAUCUUUCUGUUUGUGGACAAGACCGUGCCUCAGUCCAGCAUCACGAUGGGCCAGCUCUACGAUAAGGAGAAGGAUGAGGACGGCUUUUUAUACGUGGCGUACAGCGGCGAGAACACCUUUGGUUUUUAAACGGGGAGCCUUGAUGGCAACCUCGCGACCACUCUGACACCCACCCACCUCUAAUCACAGCCCCUGGAGAAGAGCCAGGGAAACCCCACAGAGAUUCAGCGACAUGGAACGGCUGUCGGGACGAGCGGGACGAUCACGGCGGCGUGUUAGUCGGAGCCCCAGAUUAAAGAUUGAUAGCUAGUGUUGUGUAUAGUGUGUUACAUUUCAGUUCAUGUCUGUGUUGUGAUUGGAGUGUUUUUAGGAGGAACUUUGAUUUGUUUUUGGUUGUUUUUCACAUUUUUAAUGAAGGCUUGAAUGAGUGUUUUCUUUUAGUUCUGCUCUCCUCUUUGAAGACGAUAUUUAAACAGAUCUUUUAAUUUAAUUAUUUGAAUUGAAUGGGAUGACCUAACCAAUAAAACAUUUAAAACUCCA
Messenger RNA from Cheilinus undulatus (humphead wrasse), 963 nucleotides. RefSeq names its product gamma-aminobutyric acid receptor-associated protein-like 2. The transcript is spliced from 4 exons. Gene Ontology annotation, biological process: autophagy of mitochondrion; macroautophagy; cellular response to nitrogen starvation. Gene Ontology annotation, molecular function: ubiquitin protein ligase binding. Bases 199 to 552 code for a protein of 117 amino acids. NCBI's taxonomy places the organism in Eukaryota, Metazoa, Chordata, Actinopteri, Labriformes, Labridae. The record is from RefSeq and is a predicted model, not a curated record. Gene Ontology annotation, cellular component: cytosol; autophagosome; autophagosome membrane.